AUGUGCGAACCGCCUCAUGACACAGCACCAGCCUUGGUGCGCCAAAAGCUUCAGUGCCUGUCCUGUUACCAAGAAUUCACCCACGUUGAGGGCGACUACGAGUGCACCGACUGUGGCUGCAAAGGUUUCGCUGUGAUAUAUUGCUUCUCGGCAUCUCUUCCUCAUGCCCACGAAAAUGCUGAUGCUAAGGAAUUGACAAUGUUAGAAGUUGCCAAGCUCGAACUACAAGGUCGUAUUUCGCGGAGCAUGAUAAAGCCAGACGUUAAUGUGACUCCUGAACUUCUUUCAUACAUUUCAGUCAUUCGUUUGCGUUUAGCAGAUGGAUCCAUCGCUUCUUUCACCAUUCAACUGCGCCCAAAACCCGAAUCCCAAGGCCCUACUAAUAAGACCUUCAUUGUGACUUUUCCGCUUGUAAUACUUGGCAGAUAUCUUAAGGCCGCCUUUCUUGUGUUGCUGUUGCGUGAUUACGAUCCAAUUUCCGCCGGUUUUGGCGGUGAAAAGAGAUCAUCGGGUAAAGCAACAAUCCCAUCUUGGAACGGGUAUUGGAUAACUACAAUCACUGCGGAAAUUUGUCGGGCGUUCGCGAGCGAAUAUGACUCUAUACUGCACGAAAUAGGCCAGUGGCUGAGCGGUAUGAGUCGUGACGGCGAAUGCGCUAAGUGUAUGAAGCUCGGAAAGCUCGUUACUUUGCCUUGCAACCAUACUUUAUGCAGUGGCUGCUAUCAAUCGUUGGCACUGGAACCUGCCAAGUGUCCCUAUUGCCUUAGGGAGAUUAUUGCAUGGAACUUCAGCCUCGAGACUGGCUACCAUUUCCGUUGA
This is a messenger RNA of Fusarium mangiferae, 819 nucleotides long. RefSeq lists its product as uncharacterized. Lineage: Eukaryota; Fungi; Ascomycota; Sordariomycetes; Hypocreales; Nectriaceae. The record is from RefSeq and is a predicted model, not a curated record. The transcript has 2 exons. Bases 1 to 819 code for a protein of 272 amino acids.